Talaromyces proteolyticus is the source of this 1503-nucleotide messenger RNA. Its product is annotated as serine-type carboxypeptidase F. The transcript has 4 exons. Gene Ontology annotation, molecular function: serine-type carboxypeptidase activity. Bases 1 to 1503 code for a protein of 500 amino acids. Gene Ontology annotation, biological process: proteolysis. The record is from RefSeq and is a predicted model, not a curated record. Lineage: Eukaryota; Fungi; Ascomycota; Eurotiomycetes; Eurotiales; Trichocomaceae.
AUGACUUUGUUAUCGCUCAUAGUGGCUGCCGCCUUUGUGAGCAACUCUCACGCCACAACCAGCAAGUCGAACCCUGUUGUCUCUGAAGUCGACAAGCCGAAAGAGUUUCAAUUUUUAAGUAACGUGACUGAGAAAUUCUUCGUCAACGGCACCAACUUUCCUUUGGUCCCUUUCGACAUUGGCGAGUCAUAUGCUGGCCUUCUUCCUAACACGCCACAUGGCGAUUCAAAACUGUUUUUUUGGUUCUUUCCAUCGCUGAACCCGACGGCAAAGAAUGAGAUUACUAUCUGGCUACAAGGUGGUCCAGGAUGUAGCUCCCUCGAUGGUCUUUUACAGGAAAAUGGUCCAUUUCUCUGGCAGUCUGGAACCUAUCAGCCGGUUCGAAUUAUGUACUCAUGGAAUAAUUUAACUAACAUCGUAUAUAUUGACCAACAUGUCGGCACGGGACUCUCGCCUGGAAAGUCAAUGGUUAAUAAUGAGGUUGAUAUAUCAAAUCAGUUCAACGACUUCUGGCGUCGCUUCAUUGACAUCUUUGAUAUGCAAGGUUAUAAGGUGUAUAUUACUGGUGAAAGCUACGCAGGAAUGUACAUUCCAUACAUUGCUGAGGGCUUCAUUAACAAAAAUGAUACCGAGCACUUUAAUUUGAAGGGGAUUCAGAUCAAUGAUCCAACUAUCAACGAACUCAAUGUAUUGGCCAACGCUGUGGCCACACUUAACCAUUUUUCCUCCAUCUUUAGCCUGAAUGAAACAUUUAUGAAAGAUAUCAAUGCGAGAGAUGAGAAAUGCGGCUUGACGAAGUUUCUCAACGAGGCUUUAACUUACCCACCGCCGAAGAAUUUCCCUGCCACGCCCAAUCCCUGGUCUGAUCCCGAUUGCUUGGUGUGGUAUGACAUUACCGCAGCGGCUCAGCUCGUGAAUCCAUGUUUUAACAUGUACCACCUCACUGAUUUUUGUCCUUUCCUCUUAGACCCAAUGGGUUUCCCAUCUUUAGCAGCUGGUCCUGGUAUCUAUUUCAAUCGAUCAGAUGUCCAAAAAGCUCUUCAUGUUCCGUCAACCAACUAUUCUCUGUGUGACGAGACCGUCAUUUUCUCUAAUGGCGAUCGCUCUGUGCCCAGCGCGCUGGGCCCGUUACCCAAAGUUAUUGAGGCCACUAAUAACGUCAUUAUUGGACAUGGAUGGUUUGACUUUCUAUUCUUUUUAAAUGGCACACUUGCAACAAUUCAGAAUAUGACAUGGAAUGGCGCUCAAGGGUUUCAGUAUCCACCCACGGAACCCCUUAUUGUACCUUAUACCCAAGGCCAAGUAGAUCCGAACACAUGGGACGGUGGCUCAGGGGUUUUAGGCACCGCUCACACGGAGCGUGGCUUGACAUUUUCCUCGGUAUAUAGGUCUGGACAUGAAAUUCCACAAUACGCUCCUGGUGCUGCAUAUAGACAAUUGGAACUCUUGCUUGGACGGAUUAAAAGUCUGCAAGAUACGGGACCAUUUACGACUCAGCAGUAG